UUUAGAAGGAAGUGAGAAAUACACAGCUAAUACUGGGGUGUUUUACGACUAUAAAGCUUUGCGAUUAGUCAAAACCGAUAAAGGUUAAUGUGUGAUAAAUUCCCCUUCGUUUGUGCAAAGUAACUACCUUUCAGAAUUGUGCUUACUCACAAAAAUUAGUCAAAUCUGUGUUGAUUAAAUAAAUAUCAGGUCUAUCUGCGAAACUUCAUAGAUGGCCCUUGGAUAAGUUUAUUUUUGGAGAUAGAGUAUGACGUUUUUAGGAAUUGGAACCCAGCUCCUGUGUCUCUCAUUGGCACUUAUCGGAGCAUACGAUAACCUAUCAAAAGGACGGACAUCAUUCGUGUACGAUGAAAAUGGAGAUGGAGAGGAAGAUGAAGAGUUUUUCAGAAAGAAUAAAUUGGCUGUAUUAACAGAUGGUGAUCCUACCACAUGUGAUUCAUAUUACUACAUGCGGCGGUUUAGAAAUAAACAUACGUUAAAUGUUGACCUGUCCACAUUGCAGAGUAUCUACGAAGUUGAAAUACUCCAAGAGGGAGUUUCCAACAACUGGUCGGUGUACAUCUCAACUACAGACAGGAGAGAGAAUGCCACCCAGUGUAGAAGAACGAUCUCAUCACCGGAUGCCCAGCGCUUCACUUGUGCGGAUCAUGGCCGCUUUGUUAUACUUAGUGAUCAAAAGAAAAAGUUCAGAAAUAGAGCUUCUGUUUGUGAAGUCAAUGUAACAGGGUGUGUGGCGGGAAGUUUUGGUGAAGACUGCAGCAAAAAUUGCCCAGAAAAUUGCGUAGAGAAAAUAUGCAACAUAUUGGAUGGAAAAUGUACGAGGUGUUCCGAUGGUUGGAAGGGAGACUAUUGUAACCAAAGAAAACAGAACAUACAAGAAACAGAGUGUGCGAAAGGGUAUUUUGGCGACGACUGUACCGAGCUUUGUAAAGGCAGGUGCUUGAAUGGUGCCGCUUGUAAUGCCACGACAGGAUACUGUGACGAGGGUUGUGCUCCAGGAUGGAGGAACAAAGACUGUUCCGAAGUGUGUCUGAAUGGAUUCUUUGGAACACAGUGUGCGCAACGGUGUAACUUGUCAUGUGAUCCCAUAACUGGAUUUUACAGUGGGACUGUUACCGAGAUGUUAGGAAAAAGUGAGGAACAUUCGAAGGGAAGCAACGCAAUAGUGAGUGGUUUGGUGGUGGCGCUGGUAGUGUCAGUGUUGAUAAAUGUUGGUCUCCUGGCGAUAUAUUGGAAAAGAGGUAUACUUAAAGGAAAACAGACAAGCUUAAAAGAAGAGCCAUUGUAUGCGGAUGCGGAAUUUGAGGACCCAGUAAACGAACAACCAGGAAGGGGAGACAACUCAACGGGGACGGCUGUGUACUACGAGACAUUAAAUGAUAGAACACGUGAUCAGGACACGCAAAACUACAGUACAUUAGAGAACUAGAGAGAGAGAGAGAGAGAGAGAGAGAGAGAGAGAGAGAGAGAGAGAGAGAUUUUAUCAUUUGCAUUUAAUUCUAUGACAUUCUUGAGUUUAUUUCUAGGAGUAUUUUAUGGGAGUCAAUACCGUUUAAUGUACCACGUCUUGUGUAUAACUCUUCAUAUUACAUGUAUAUGGUCUUAUGUUAGAAAAACUUAGAAAACUUAGAAAAUUUUUGUAUUUUGUAUUAGAAAAGGUGCGCAUGUCAUGUUGAGGAUUUGUCAUUGAUAUGUUAUAUGGUCUUACAUUGGAUAAACUGUAUUCUAUUA
Messenger RNA from Ostrea edulis (European flat oyster), 1731 nucleotides. RefSeq lists its product as uncharacterized. NCBI's taxonomy places the organism in Eukaryota, Metazoa, Mollusca, Bivalvia, Ostreida, Ostreidae. Bases 248 to 1429 code for a protein of 393 amino acids. Gene Ontology annotation, molecular function: scavenger receptor activity. The record is from RefSeq and is a predicted model, not a curated record. The transcript is spliced from 9 exons.